This is a messenger RNA of Thamnophis sirtalis, 3623 nucleotides long. Lineage: Eukaryota; Metazoa; Chordata; Lepidosauria; Squamata; Natricidae. The record is from RefSeq and is a predicted model, not a curated record.
CGGGGUGGCGCUUUGCACCCCCAGAGCAUUCUCUUUCCGUGCCCGCUGUGCCAGCGCGAUGUGGACCUGGGCGAGCGAGGCAUAGGCAGCCUCUUCCGGAACCUGACGCUCGAACGGGUGGUGGAGCGUUACCGCCACACCAUCAACGUCAACGCGGCCAUCAUGUGCCAGUUCUGCAAGCCGCCGCAGCUGGAAGCCACCAAGGGCUGCACGGAGUGCCGAUCCAGCUUUUGCAACGAAUGUUUCAAACUUUACCACCCGUGGGGGACGCAGAAAGCCCAGCACGAACCGAUCCCUCCGACGCUCACUUUCCGUCCCAAAGGUCUGCUGUGUCCCGAACACCGCGAAGAAGUCACCCAUUACUGCAGAACCUGCCAGCGUUUGGUGUGUCAGUUAUGCCGAGUGCGUCGCACGCACACGAAUCACAAAAUCACCCCCGUGCUCAGCGCCUACCAGGCUCUUAAGGAAAAAUUGACAAAGAGCCUAGCUUAUAUCCUGAGCAAUCAAGACACAGUGCAGGCGCAAAUCAACGAAUUGGAAGAGACUCUUCGGCUGACGGAGGUGAAUGGCACCCAGGCCAAGGAAGAGAUCAUAAGGCUGAUGAACAACUUAAGCGGCCUGCUGGAUGAGAAGCGGUCUGCCCUGCUUAACGCAAUCGAGGAUUGUCGCCAGGACCGGGUCAGCCGGCUACAAACCCAGUUACAGGAACAUCAAGCCAUGAUGGAGAAUUCUGGCAUGGUGGGUUACUCACAGGAGGUCUUGAAGGAAACGGAUCAGCCCUGCUUCGUCCAGGCCGCCAGGCAGCUUCACCACAGGAUCCUCAGAGCGACGGAUUCCCUCCAGGCCUUCCGGCCAGCGGCCAGCGCCUCCUUCGGCCAAUUCCAGGUGGACAUCAGCCGGGAAGUGAAGCUCCUAACAGACCUCAUUUUUAUUAAAGCCCCGGAGGCUCCUGUGAUCGACACGCAGCGGACGUACGCCUACGACCAGAUCUUCCUCUGCUGGCGCCUGCCGCAGCAUUCGCCAGCCGCCUGGCACUACACGGUGGAGUUCCGGCGGGCCGAGCCCAAGGGCAAGGCGCUCAAACUGUGGCAGAGGCGGGAGGAGGUCCGAGGCACCAGCGCCAUUGUGGAGUACGUGGACACGGAUAGCGUUUACGUGCUGCGCGUCCGAGGAUACAACAAAGCGGGCUUCGGGGACUACAGCGAGGAUAUCUAUUUGCGUACACCGCCCGCACCUGUGCUGAACUUCUUUCUGGACAAUCGGUGGGGUUUCAACCGAGAACGCCUGGCCAUCAGCAAGGACCAGCGAGCGGUCCGCAGCGUUCCCGGUCUUCCCAUGCUGUUUGCCGCCGAGCGUUUGAUGACCAGCUGCCAUCUUUCGGUUGACUUGGUGAUCGGCGAUGUGGCGGUCACUCAAGGGCGCAGCUAUUGGGCCUGUUGUGUGGAUCCCAGUUCCUACCUGGUCAAGGUGGGCGUAGGGCUGGAGAGCAAGCUGCAGGAAUGGUUCCAGGUGCCCCAAGACGUGACGAGCCCCAGGUACGACCCGGAUAGUGGGCACGACAGCGGCGCUGAGGAUACCACGUUGGAGUCAUCGCCGCCCUUCGCCUUCCUGACCAUCGGCAUGGGCAAAAUCCUCCUUUCCCACGGGGUGUCCCUGACCUCGCGGGAUCCCGGCAACUCCACCGUGCCGUUGCCUCCCCGCGUCGGCAUCUGUCUCGACUACGAGCACAGCAAAGUGACGUUCUUCGACGCCGUCUCCUUCCGCAGCCUGUGGGAGUGCGGGGUAGACUGCUCGGGGCCCGUCUGCCCGGCCUUCUGCUUCAUCGGCGGCGGCGCCUUACACCUUCAAGAGCUGGUGGUCAGCCGUCAGGAACGGAAAGUCACCAUCAGCGGCUUCUCGAAGCUGGAUUGAAAUUUGCCGUCGGGCCGAUUCCGAGCAUGUUCGGGGAGAGGAUCAACCAGCAAGAAGGGGGGACCUUGGGGUCUGGAGUGUGCACGCGUGUUUCUCCAGCCCCUGCUUGCGGUGGGGGAAAAAUGAAAAAAAUAUCUCAAGGUAUGGGGUGGGUGAGUAGAGGAUUUGGGCAAUAGGAACAGGGCAGAGCAUAUGUUGAGCAAUGCUGCCCUCUAGUGGAUAGACUGUUUAAAUUCUGAUGGUGGCGGAAUUCCUAGCUCCCCCCCAUCCCAGCUGUGGGGGCUGAGAGCAACUUUCCCCCCACAGCCACCCCACGUAGGGCGAUUUUUUAAAACUAUCCAACAUCCUUUCUCUGUUUCGUUCUCAUCUUCCGAUUCCCCCUCCCGUUGCGCUCCUGUCUGGGGCAGAAAUCUCAGUUGAAAAAAGACAAAUAUGACCCCCCCCUCCCCCCAAAAAAACCUUGUUUGGAGCAUGGCUGAGUUUGGAAUGGCUUCUAAUGCCUUUCUCCCCCCCCCAACCACGUUUUACGUUGAAAAAGAUUUUUUUUACAAAAUAUUGUAAAACGCCAUCUCGAAAACGUCCGCUCCUCACCUCUGUCUCUUUACUCGUAAGGUACAAUCCGUCCCGCUGUACUCCCCGCGUAGUCAUCCUUUUAAAUUAAUCUCUCUCGUUUUUGUUUUUUUAAAAAAAACUCCCUCGUCACGCUCCUCAAGUUUACCGUUUCCGCGAAUCGCUCCGUAACUCGUUUUCCUAAUUUUGGCAACUUCCGAUUUUCCGUUGGUUGAGAAAGGGCCGGUUCUGACACCGCGGCUGACUUACCUGCCAUGUUAUAUCCUCUCUCAGAAAUCCAAGAGCAGCUGGGAAGAUAAACCACGUUUUAAAAAUUUCCUAGUGGUGUUUCCUCACCAGAGUUUGCUUCUUCAGAGGGUCGAUCCCCCGCGCGACCAAGUGUCGAUCCCCCGUCUGAAGCUAUCGGCACAACCCACAAAUGGAUUCCAAAGCGGAUUUUAAGUUUUGCAGCUAAGAUUUCCCGGCUGAAAAGUCAGCGUGAAUUCCCUCUAAUUCCCUAACCGGGAAUCAAGAUUAUGCCCCCCCCCUUUUUUUUCUAAAACAGUGGUAGAUUCCCUUCCCCAAACGUUUCCUUCUCGUAAAAGUAAACCCAACCACGUGUCGCUUUUUGGUUUCUUCUACGCCAGAGCUGGUUUGACAUCCUGAAUUUCUGGUUUAGCUUGGGAUCCAUUUGAUCUUCCAACUUUGGAAAAGCCGGGGAGGGGGGGAAUUGUCUCCCCCCCCCUAAAAAAAACCCCAAGGAUUUCUAUGGAUGUUUUCUCAUCUCCUGCGGUUGUUCAUUGUAAAAAUGCAAAAUCGAUCCUAAUGGAAAUUUGUCGGAUUUCUGCCCCCCUCGGAAGUUGUUUGUGAUGUGAAUCCUGAACUAUGUCAGGCCGGAUCCUGAAGGACGUGAUAAAUUGUGCCCUCAAUAGUCUUCGAUUUACGACAAUUCUUUUUAACGACUUUCCAAGAAAAAAAAAGGUGACUUUUGCAACCACUCCAUGAUGACGCGAUUCAAAAUUUGUGCCCUUGGCCAACUUGCAUGAAUUGACGACGGUGGCCAUUCCUCCGAGGAGGGGCCGUUUGCCACCGUCCCAGGUUUCGCUUAACGACCACGGGGGAUUGGUUGAACGGCCCAGCACCCCCCCCCAAAAAGAAAAGAA